AUGUUUACGAGAUCUUUCGAACUGGAUACUACCGCAGAGUGUGCAAAUUCAAGCACUUUGACUUUACUCGGGCACAUGUUGUGCCAACUAAGGGAAAACGGAAUCCGUAUCUCGAAAAAAAGACCAAGAUUCGCUAAAAAUAAUCGAGAUAAAGACAAGGAAGGAUUAGAGAACACAAAACUGGAGAUUAAAUUCUCUAUCCACAAGAAAACACUCAAUUAUACGGAAGUGUUGAUAAACUAUCAGAGUUUUUCCAGGUUGUGUUCCAGGGUGAGAGGUGAGGCAACCAGCAUAAAGCCGGUAUGUAUGAAGAGGGGAGAUAGCCGUCCAGUACGAGGGCGAAGGAGCAACUUUGCUUCACCAAGUGAGCGAGUGAGAAGCAGGACGAGAGAGCACUCGCUAGUUAGAGUACUCGUAUUCGAGGGAAGGCCAGAGCCAGAGCCAGAGCCAGAGUCUACGAGAGAUUUCCUCUUCCCUACAUCCCAUCAGCAUUCUGGUACCACCCCUAGCGACAAUAAACUCUCAAGUUUGUCUCCAGCACUUGUUUCGUUCCACCAGCUUUUGAAUAAUCUACAGAGUAGUGUCAAAUGCACUUAUAUACAUCGGAUGAAUAUCGGUAGGCCAGUUGGACAACUGGAUCCAGCUGAAGAUUUAAAACAAAAAGCACCAGUAGUAAAAAUAUAA
Cotesia congregata is the source of this 684-nucleotide messenger RNA. Lineage: Eukaryota; Metazoa; Arthropoda; Insecta; Hymenoptera; Braconidae. The record is from the annotation of a GenBank genome assembly.